ACAGGAACCAGUGGAAGAGAGAGAAUUCUCUUCUUAACACCGUUCCUCUGCUCUUUAAGGGAAGCCUGAGCGGGGCGGGAGGGGGGGGGGAAAGAAAAAAAAAGGCUCCUUUCUGAGACGACAGUUCUGCCCUGUGCUGGGAGGUCACGGUGCAGUGUUAAGGGGCGUAAAGAAGAGAGUAAGAAAUCGUAAAUUAUUGUUCCCCCUGAGGAGCAGUGGGGCUGGCUUGCUCUCAGCUUCUGCUUGGAUUGAUCUCCCCAGGCUGGGUCCCCAUGUAGCACUUCGCUAAAACGAUCAGGAGCUGAGAACGAUCGGUCCUCCUUUCCCUCCUCCCAGCAUCAGGGAAACCUCCUCCUUUUUUUUUUUUUUUUUUUUUUUUUUUUCCCCUUGGCAGCUGGUACAGCAUCCCCGUUCAGUGUCUGCUUUUGUGGGGAGCCCUCUGCUCGGAGAACUGCUUUUCUUGGCACCCACUUUUCUCCCUCCUCUCUCUGGGCCACCCUUCUUCUUUCCACUGGAUGGGCCAUGGAUGCAUGCACUUCAGAUGGCUCAGACCCCUGGGUGCUGACGAGGUGGGACCCUCUGGACCCCUGGAGGACUCGCAGUGCUGACCACUAGCCGCGUCGCCUGAGCCCCAGCGCUGAUGCUACAUAGUUUCCCCCUCACUGUGCUGGAGGGAGAAGACCCUGGGAUUUCUGAGCGAGGCCCAUGGAUGUUGAAGUCUCCCGGGGUCCCCGACUCCAUGCUCUCGCGCCCCAGUUACUAUGACGCCCUGCACAGCCGCAGCUCGGGGCACGCCCAGCGCCCUGCAGGACACUCGGCCUCCCCGGCUCAGCAUCUGCUUCGAGGGGCCCCCUCUGAGGCGGCGGGGUGGCGUGGUGGAUCACCGAGAUGUCAUCUUGGCCCACCAGGCCCACAAAAUCCACAGCACCCCCCAGGCCAGGAGGAAAGAAUGGGAAAUGGCCCGCUUCGGAGACGAGAUGCCGGCCCGCUACGGGGGAGGAGGCUCCGGGGCAGCCGCCGGGGUGGUCGUGGGCGCCGGAGGCGGGCGAGGAGCCGGGGGCAGCCGGCAGGGCGGGCAGCCCGGGGCGCAAAGGAUGUACAAGCAGUCAAUGGCGCAGAGAGCGCGGACCAUGGCACUCUACAACCCCAUCCCCGUCCGACAGAACUGCCUCACGGUUAACCGGUCUCUCUUCCUCUUCAGUGAAGACAACGUGGUGAGAAAAUACGCCAAAAAGAUCACCGAAUGGCCUCCCUUUGAAUAUAUGAUUUUAGCCACCAUCAUAGCGAAUUGCAUCGUCCUCGCACUGGAGCAGCAUCUGCCUGAUGAUGACAAGACCCCGAUGUCUGAACGGCUGGAUGACACAGAACCAUACUUCAUUGGAAUUUUUUGUUUCGAGGCUGGAAUUAAAAUCAUUGCCCUUGGAUUUGCCUUCCACAAAGGCUCCUACUUGAGGAAUGGCUGGAACGUCAUGGACUUUGUGGUGGUGCUAACGGGCAUCUUGGCGACAGUUGGGACGGAGUUUGACCUACGGACGCUGAGGGCAGUUCGAGUGCUGCGGCCGCUCAAGCUGGUGUCUGGAAUCCCAAGUUUACAAGUCGUCCUGAAGUCGAUCAUGAAGGCGAUGAUCCCUUUGCUGCAGAUCGGCCUCCUCCUAUUUUUUGCAAUCCUUAUUUUUGCAAUCAUAGGGUUAGAAUUUUAUAUGGGAAAAUUUCAUACCACCUGCUUUGAAGAGGGGACAGAUGACAUUCAGGGUGAGUCACCGGCUCCAUGUGGGACAGAAGAGCCCGCCCGCACCUGCCCCAAUGGGACCAAAUGUCAGCCCUACUGGGAAGGGCCCAACAACGGGAUCACUCAGUUCGACAACAUCCUGUUUGCAGUGCUGACUGUUUUCCAGUGCAUAACCAUGGAAGGGUGGACUGAUCUCCUCUACAAUAGCAACGAUGCCUCAGGGAACACUUGGAACUGGUUGUACUUCAUCCCCCUCAUCAUCAUCGGCUCCUUUUUUAUGCUGAACCUUGUGCUGGGUGUGCUGUCAGGGGAGUUUGCCAAAGAAAGGGAACGGGUGGAGAACCGGCGGGCUUUUCUGAAGCUGAGGCGGCAACAACAGAUUGAACGUGAGCUCAAUGGGUACAUGGAGUGGAUCUCAAAAGCAGAAGAGGUGAUCCUCGCCGAGGAUGAAACUGACGGGGAGCAGAGGCAUCCCUUUGAUGGAGCUCUGCGGAGAACCACCAUAAAGAAAAGCAAGACAGAUUUGCUCAACCCCGAAGAGGCUGAGGAUCAGCUGGCUGAUAUAGCCUCUGUGGGUUCUCCCUUCGCCCGAGCCAGCAUUAAAAGUGCCAAGCUGGAGAACUCGACCUUUUUUCACAAAAAAGAGAGGAGGAUGCGUUUCUACAUCCGCCGCAUGGUCAAAACUCAGGCCUUCUACUGGACUGUACUCAGUUUGGUAGCUCUCAACACGCUGUGUGUUGCUAUUGUACACUACAACCAGCCCGAGUGGCUCUCCGACUUCCUUUACUAUGCAGAAUUCAUUUUCUUAGGACUCUUUAUGUCCGAAAUGUUUAUAAAAAUGUACGGGCUUGGGACGCGGCCUUACUUCCACUCUUCCUUCAACUGCUUUGACUGUGGGGUUAUCAUUGGGAGCAUCUUCGAGGUUAUCUGGGCUGUCAUAAAACCUGGCACAUCCUUUGGAAUCAGCGUGUUACGAGCCCUCAGGUUAUUGCGUAUUUUCAAAGUCACAAAGUACUGGGCAUCUCUCAGAAACCUGGUCGUCUCUCUCCUCAACUCCAUGAAGUCCAUCAUCAGCCUGUUGUUUCUCCUUUUCCUGUUCAUUGUCGUCUUCGCCCUUUUGGGAAUGCAACUCUUCGGCGGCCAGUUUAAUUUCGAUGAAGGGACUCCUCCUACCAACUUCGAUACUUUUCCAGCAGCAAUAAUGACGGUGUUUCAGAUCCUGACGGGCGAAGACUGGAACGAGGUCAUGUACGACGGGAUCAAGUCUCAGGGGGGCGUGCAGGGCGGCAUGGUGUUCUCCAUCUAUUUCAUUGUACUGACACUCUUCGGGAACUACACCCUCCUGAAUGUGUUCUUGGCCAUCGCUGUGGACAAUCUGGCCAAUGCCCAGGAGCUCACCAAGGUGGAGGCGGACGAGCAAGAGGAGGAAGAAGCAGCCAACCAGAAACUUGCCCUACAGAAAGCCAAGGAGGUGGCAGAAGUGAGUCCUCUGUCCGCGGCCAACAUGUCCAUAGCUGUGAAAGAGCAACAGAAGAAUCAAAAGCCAGCCAAGUCUGUGUGGGAGCAGCGGACCAGUGAGAUGCGAAAGCAGAACUUGCUGGCCAGCCGGGAGGCCCUGUACAACGAAAUGGACCCGGACGAGCGCUGGAAGGCUGCCUACACCCGGCACCUGCGGCCUGACAUGAAGACGCACUUGGACCGGCCGCUGGUAGUGGACCCGCAGGAGAACCGCAACAACAACACCAACAAGAGCCGGGCGGCUGAGCCCACCGUGGACCAGCGCCUCGGCCAGCAGCGCGCUGAGGACUUCCUCAGGAAACAGGCCCGCUACCACGAUCGGGCCCGGGACCCCAGCGGCUCGGCGGGCCUGGACGCACGGAGGCCCUGGGCGGGCAGCCAGGAGGCCGAGCUGAGCCGGGAGGGACCCUACGGCCGCGAGUCGGACCACCACGCCCGGGAGGGCAGCCUGGAGCAGCCCGGGUUCUGGGAGGGCGAGGCCGAGCGAGGCAAGGCCGGGGACCCCCACCGGAGACACGUGCACCGGCAGGGGGGCAGCAGGGAAAGCCGCAGCGGGUCCCCGCGCACAGGCGCGGACGGGGAGCCCCGACGGCAUCGCGCGCACCGCAGGCCCGGGGAGGAGGGCCCGGAGGACAAGGCGGAGCGGAGGGCGCGGCACCGCGAGGGCAGCCGGCCGGCCCGGGGCGGCGAGGGCGAGGGCGAGGGCCCCGACGGCGGCGAGCGCAGAAGGCGGCACCGGCACGGCGCUCCGGCAACGUACGAGGGGGACGCGCGGAGGGAGGACAAGGAGAGGAGGCAUCGGAGGAGGAAAGAGAACCAGGGCUCUGGGGUCCCUGUGUCAGGCCCCAACCUGUCAACCACCCGGCCAAUCCAGCAGGACCUGGGCCGCCAAGACCCACCCCUGGCAGAGGACAUUGACAACAUGAAGAACAACAAGCUGGCCACCGCCGAGUCGGCCGGUCCCCACGACAGCCUCGGCCACGCCGGCCUGCCCCAGAGCCCAGCCAAGAUGGGAAACAGUACGGACCCCGGCCCCACGCCGGCCAUCCCUGCCAUGGCCACCAACCCCCAGAACGCCGCCAGCCGCCGGAUGCCCAACAACCCGGGGAACCCAUCCAAUCCCGGCCCCCCCAAGACGCCUGAGAACAGCCUUAUCGUCACCAACCCCAGCGGCACCCAGACCAAUUCAGCUAAGACUGCCAGGAAACCCGACCACACCACGGUGGACAUCCCCCCGGCCUGCCCACCCCCACUCAACCACACCAUCGUGCAAGUGAACAAAAACGCCAACCCAGACCCACUGCCAAAAAAAGAGGACGAGAAGAAGGAGGAGGAGGAAGACGACCGUGGGGAAGACGGCCCUAAGCCAAUGCCUCCCUAUAGCUCCAUGUUCAUCCUGUCCACGACCAACCCCCUUCGCCGCCUGUGCCAUUACAUCCUGAACCUGCGCUACUUUGAGAUGUGCAUCCUCAUGGUCAUUGCCAUGAGCAGCAUCGCCCUGGCCGCCGAGGACCCUGUGCAGCCCAACGCACCUCGGAACAACGUGCUGCGAUAUUUUGACUACGUUUUUACAGGUGUCUUUACCUUUGAGAUGGUGAUCAAGAUGAUCGACCUGGGGCUCGUCCUGCAUCAGGGUGCCUACUUCCGUGACCUCUGGAAUAUUCUCGACUUCAUAGUGGUCAGUGGGGCCCUGGUAGCCUUUGCCUUCACUGGCAAUAGCAAAGGAAAAGACAUCAACACGAUUAAAUCCCUCCGAGUCCUCCGGGUGCUACGACCUCUUAAAACCAUCAAGCGGUUGCCAAAGCUCAAGGCUGUGUUUGAUUGUGUGGUGAACUCGCUUAAAAACGUCUUCAACAUCCUCAUCGUCUACAUGCUAUUCAUGUUCAUCUUCGCCGUGGUGGCCGUGCAGCUCUUCAAGGGGAAGUUCUUCCACUGCACUGACGAGUCCAAGGAGUUUGAGAAAGAUUGUCGAGGCAAAUACCUCCUCUACGAGAAGAAUGAGGUGAAGGCGCGAGAUCGGGAGUGGAAGAAGUAUGAAUUCCAUUACGACAACGUGCUGUGGGCUCUGCUGACCCUCUUCACCGUGUCCACGGGAGAAGGCUGGCCACAGGUCCUCAAGCACUCAGUGGACGCCACCUUUGAGAACCAGGGCCCCAGCCCCGGGUACCGCAUGGAGAUGUCCAUUUUCUACGUCGUCUACUUUGUGGUGUUCCCCUUCUUCUUUGUCAAUAUCUUUGUGGCCUUGAUCAUCAUCACCUUCCAGGAGCAAGGGGACAAGAUGAUGGAGGAAUACAGCCUGGAGAAAAAUGAGAGGGCUUGCAUCGAUUUCGCCAUCAGCGCCAAGCCGCUGACCCGGCACAUGCCACAGAACAAGCAGAGCUUCCAGUACCGCAUGUGGCAGUUUGUGGUGUCUCCGCCUUUCGAGUACACGAUCAUGGCCAUGAUCGCCCUCAACACCAUCGUGCUUAUGAUGAAGUUCUAUGGGGCUUCUGUUGCUUAUGAAAAUGCCCUGAGGGUGUUCAACAUCGUCUUCACCUCCCUCUUCUCUCUGGAAUGUGUGCUGAAGGUCAUGGCUUUUGGGAUUCUGAAUUAUUUCCGCGAUGCCUGGAACAUCUUCGACUUUGUGACUGUUCUGGGCAGCAUCACCGAUAUCCUCGUGACUGAGUUUGGGAAUCCGAAUAACUUCAUCAACUUGAGCUUUCUCCGCCUCUUCCGAGCUGCCCGGCUCAUCAAACUUCUCCGUCAGGGUUACACCAUCCGCAUUCUUCUCUGGACCUUUGUGCAGUCCUUCAAGGCCCUGCCUUAUGUCUGUCUGCUGAUCGCCAUGCUCUUCUUCAUCUAUGCCAUCAUCGGGAUGCAGGUGUUUGGUAACAUUGGCAUCGACGUGGAGGACGAGGACAGUGAUGAAGAUGAGUUCCAAAUCACUGAGCACAAUAACUUCCGGACCUUCUUCCAGGCCCUCAUGCUUCUCUUCCGGAGUGCCACCGGGGAAGCUUGGCACAACAUCAUGCUUUCCUGCCUCAGUGGGAAGCCGUGUGACAAGAACUCUGGCAUCACGACUCGAGAGUGUGGCAACGAAUUCGCUUAUUUUUACUUCGUUUCCUUCAUCUUCCUCUGCUCAUUUCUGAUGCUGAAUCUCUUUGUCGCCGUCAUCAUGGACAACUUCGAGUACCUCACCCGAGACUCCUCCAUCCUGGGUCCCCACCACCUGGAUGAGUACGUGCGUGUCUGGGCCGAGUAUGACCCCGCAGCUUGCGGUCGGAUUCAUUAUAAGGAUAUGUACAGUUUAUUGCGAGUAAUAUCUCCCCCUCUCGGCUUAGGCAAGAAAUGUCCUCAUAGGGUUGCUUGCAAGCGGCUUCUGCGGAUGGACCUGCCCGUCGCAGAUGACAACACCGUCCACUUCAACUCCACCCUCAUGGCUCUGAUCCGCACAGCCCUGGACAUCAAGAUUGCCAAGGGAGGAGCCGACAAACAGCAAAUGGACGCUGAGCUGCGGAAGGAGAUGAUGGCGAUUUGGCCCAACCUGUCCCAGAAGACGCUAGACCUGCUGGUCACACCUCACAAGUCCACGGACCUCACCGUGGGGAAGAUCUACGCGGCCAUGAUGAUCAUGGAGUACUACCGGCAGAGCAAGGCCAAGAAGCUGCAGGCCAUGCGCGAGGAGCAGGACCGGACACCCCUCAUGUUCCAGCGCAUGGAGCCCCCGUCCCCAACGCAGGAAGGGGGACCUGGCCAGAACGCCCUCCCCUCCGCCCAACUGGACCCAGGAGGAGCCCUGAUGGCUCACGAAAGCGGCCUCAAGGAGAGCCCGUCCUGGGUGACCCAGCGUGCCCAGGAGAUGUUCCAGAAGACGGGCACGUGGAGCCCAGAACGAGGUCCCCCCACCGACAUGCCCAACAGCCAGCCUAACUCUCAGUCCGUGGAGAUGCGAGAGAUGGGCAGAGAUGGCUACUCCGACAGCGAGCACUACCUCCCCAUGGAAGGCCAGGGCCGGGCCGCCUCCAUGCCCCGCCUCCCUGCAGAGAACCAGAGGAGGAGGGGCCGGCCACGUGGGAAUAACCUCAGUACCAUCUCAGACACCAGCCCCAUGAAGCGUUCAGCCUCCGUGCUGGGCCCCAAGGCCCGACGCCUGGAUGACUACUCACUGGAGCGGGUCCCACCCGAGGAGAACCAGCGGCACCACCAGCGGCGCCGCGACCGCAGCCACCGCACCUCUGAGCGCUCCCUGGGCCGCUACACCGACGUGGACACAGGCUUGGGGACGGACCUGAGCAUGACCACUCAAUCUGGGGACCUGCCGUCGAAGGAGCGGGACCAGGAGCGGGGCCGGCCCAAGGAUCGGAAGCAUCGACAGCACCACCACCACCACCACCACCACCACCCCCCGCCCCCUGACAAGGACCGCUAUGCCCAGGAACGGCCAGACCACGGCCGGGCGCGGGCCCGGGACCAGCGCUGGUCCCGCUCGCCCAGCGAGGGCCGAGAGCACAUGGCGCACCGGCAGGGCAGUAGUUCCGUAAGUGGAAGCCCAGCCCCCUCAACAUCUGGUACCAGCACUCCGCGGCGGGGCCGCCGCCAGCUCCCCCAGACCCCCUCCACCCCCCGGCCACACGUGUCCUAUUCCCCUGUGAUCCGUAAGGCCGGCGGCUCGGGUCCCCCGCAGCAGCAGCAGCAGGCGGUGGCCAGGCCGGGCCGGGCGGCCACCAGCGGCCCUCGGAGGUACCCAGGCCCCACGGCCGAGCCUCUGGCGGGAGAUCGGCCGCCCACGGGGGGCCACAGCAGCGGCCGCUCGCCCAGGAUGGAGCGGCGGGUCCCAGGCCCGGCCCGGAGCGAGUCCCCCAGGGCCUGUCGCCACGGUGGGGCCCGGUGGCCGGCAUCCGGCCCGCACGUGUCCGAAGGGCCCCCGGGUCCCCGGCACCACGGCUACUAUCGGGGCUCCGACUACGACGAGGCCGACGGCCCGGGCAGCGGGGGCGGCGAGGAGGCCAUGGCCGGGGCCUACGACGCGCCACCCCCCGCACGACACGCGUCCUCGGGCGCCACCGGGCGCUCGCCCAGGACUCCCCGGGCCUCGGGCCCGGCCUGCGCCUCGCCUUCCCGGCACGGCCGGCGACUCCCCAACGGCUACUACCCGGCGCACGGACUGGCCAGGCCCCGCGGGCCGGGCUCCAGGAAGGGCCUGCACGAACCCUACAGCGAGAGCGACGACGAUUGGUGCUAAGCCCGGGCGAGGUGGCGCCCGCCCGGCCCCCCACGCACCCCACGCACACACCCCACCCGAGGAGCCGCGCAGAGGCCGCGGGGGCCCAGCACAGAGGGCCCGGGAGAGGGCCAGCCGGGAGACCCCAGACUCUGGAGAGGCCAGGGCUGGGCCACAAGGGUGUCCCGCAGAAACCCUCGGCCAGAAGAGACCCUCCUGGGCAGCCACGGCGCCCCCCACCCAGCCCCGAUCCCCCCCACCUACGACGGGCUCUCGGGUGGGAGGCAGGGGGCAGACAAACCACACCGCCAAGGGAUUUGAAUUAACUCAGCCAUUUUUGGAGAACUUUGGGGAACAUGGAAAAAAAACAAAAACAAAAAAACAAAAAAAAACAUUUUUAAAAGAAAAACGGGGAGAAAAAAAUAGCUUCUAUUGAUGAGUUUUAUCAUCUCAAUUGAAUCUUUCCUUUCCCUGAUGAACGAGAGCUGGUGGCCGAGUGCGGCAAAGAAGCUGGAAGGAACCGGAACCCCAGCGCCCAGCACCCAUCACCAGACACACUCAUAUCCACACACGUUCUCAGACACACACAGGAGUGCUUGCCGGUUAUACCAAACCCUACUAUUACUGCCUGCAGAAAUCAAUUUAAAAAAAAUAAUAACAAUAAACAAUUUUAAAAAGGACAAAAAAAUUAAUGAUUGAGAAAAGAGGCAUUUUUUUCUGACAUUUGGUCCUGCUUGAAAUAACAAAAGAAGAAAAAAAAAAAACCCACCAUGACCACCGAUUCCUUUGCUUCUUUUUUCCUUUUUUCCUACCUUGUUUGAAAACCGUGGGCUUGGGACUGUGAAUUAUUGCAUGACAUUCAAAAAGAAAAAAAAAAAUAAAAAAAGUUGAAUCAAA
This is a messenger RNA of Chlorocebus sabaeus (green monkey), 9344 nucleotides long. Lineage: Eukaryota; Metazoa; Chordata; Mammalia; Primates; Cercopithecidae. The record is from RefSeq and is a predicted model, not a curated record.